Messenger RNA from Acanthosepion pharaonis, 591 nucleotides. The record is from the annotation of a GenBank genome assembly. Lineage: Eukaryota; Metazoa; Mollusca; Cephalopoda; Sepiida; Sepiidae.
AUGAUAGUUCUUUCUCUUAAACGGAUUGCUAACCAAAACACGAUAUUUUUUCUUAAACGGAUUGCUAACCAAAAAAUACGAUAUUUCUUUCUCUUAAACGGAUUGCUAACCAAACACGAUAGAUCUUUCGGAUUCUUAAACGGAUUGCUUAAACCAAAAAUAACGAUAUUUUUCUUUCUCUUAAACGGAUUGCUAACCAAAAGAACGAUAGUUUUUUCUCUUAAACGGAUUGCUAACCAAAACACGAUAGUUCUUUCUCUUAAACGGAUUACAACCAAAAGCGCGAUAUUUCUCUCUAAACGGAUUGCUAACCAAAACACGAUAGUUCUUUCUCUUAAAACUUCUUUCUUCUUAAACGGAUUACAACUAAAAUACGAUAUUUUUCACUUAAACGUACUGCUAACCGAACACGAUAGUUCUUUUUCUCUUAAACGGAUUGCUAACCAAAGCACGAUAGUUCUUUCUCUUAAACGGAUUGCUAACCAAAACACGAUAGUUCUUUCUCUUAAAUGGAUUGCUAGCCAAAACACGAUAUCUCUUUCUCUUUUAAACGUAUUGCUAACCAAAACACGGAUAGUUCUUUUCUCUUAA